AAAUAUGUUAGGUAGAAUUGUUAAGACAAAAUUAUAAAAAUUAGAAUUGUUAAAACAAAAGUAUAAACAAAAGCAAAAAUGUUAAAAUAAAAUUGUUAAAUAGAAUAUAGAAUUACAAAUAAAAAAUAGAAUCACAAUUGUCAAAAUGAACUUUUGAAAACAACAAAAAUAUGGAAUUGGAAUUGAAAACAGAAACAAAAAUGGUAAAAUGAAAUUGUUAAAACAAAGUUAAGAUAUGAUUGUGGUACUGAUAAUCCUCCAUAAGAUUGUACGGGUUUAAUUCCAUACCGUUAUGAUAGGCUAGAAGCCCGUACGAUUAAGAAACCUUGUUUGGUUUAGUAACAACGAGUACUCAUUAAAACGACUGAAUAUAUUUAUAGUGCUACAUGUGAAAUAAAUGAUACUUAACAUAGCUCAGAAAGUAAGGUACGUGACCGGAAUAUAUCCUCUUUAAGUACAGACAGUGAAGGCUAAUGGAGCUAUUAAAUUGAUCAUUGCAGACAGACUAAACUAUCACGGUCCGAAGGAAUAACAAAUAAAGAUCUAUUGUGUGUGCCAAUUUACAGAGAGAGAUUUGAAGUUUUGUAACGAAAACAUUAAUAUGCUGAAUUAUUGGUACAACAGGUUUAGAGACAAGCUGCCUGAAAUAUUAUGGGAACUAUGCACGCUAAAACAAUAAAUAACAUACAUGUAUGUAUGAUAAGUUUAUCUAUGUUUGCGUAUCGCAGAUCCAGUCUUCAUGGUGUAUAGAUACGCCGCAGUAGCCUCAAUAUCCCACGGUCACUGACCAGGCAGAGCACGCCGGUAUCCAUCCACUUGUUUACAUUGGCGUACUAGAUAGGCAAUUAUAAACCGGAGUAAUGGAAAUAUGACACUAGCUUUCAAACACACAACUAUCAUAUAGUACAAAUGACGGAAUAUCUUCUAUUGCCCCCUGAACAUUACCAUCUGGAGUACACAGACACAAAAGACAAUCCGAUGUCGAGAAAUACAGAGGUGGUUAAAGUCUAAAACAACAACGCAUACACGUCUAGACGCGGGAUUAUUCUCCAGGAUUGCACUAAAAUAUUCGUCACGUUCAACGCCAUACCAUUUCUUAAAAUCGCGUGCAGCGACACAUGGAUUAUAAGAUGCUUGUAAACAGGAUGCAGCGCAUUGUGAUGAUCACGUGUUUAACAGUUCUCAUCUCAUGCAUUUCAAGCACAAAAGCCGACAGAAGCGAUAUUUCGGAGGAAAUAGUAAAAAGCAUUGAUGGCUCUUUAAAAUGUCGGAACAAUCCCGCCCUCGCCAUCUCUGUAGUCAAAGAUGGUAAUGUGGUCUUUUCCCGAGGGUUCGGUUCAAGGGUUGUGGGUCAACCGUUAAACGUGAGCGGAUCAACGAUUUUUGGGGUGGCUUCCCUAUCGAAAGCAUUUGCUUCUACUUUGAUUGUCAAGUUGCUGGAUAAAAAUAGCAAGUAUACAGUUGAUACGCCACUAAGGGUCGUGUUUGAUGACGAGUCCUUGUUCAAGGAUGAGAUAUUAUCGAGGUAUGCGACGAUUAGGGACUUACUCUGUCAUCGGAUGGGGAUUCCAGGCAAUAACGCUAUUCGUCUCGACACCAAUCUAACCCGGGAAAAUCUGGUCCAAAGGAUGAAGCAUUUGGAUGGAACUGGAAGAUUUAGAGAUAGCUUUUACUACAGUAACUUAAUGUAUGGGUUGUUGACUCGAAUAGCAGAAAUGCUUGGUGGAAAAACAUGGGAGGCAUUGGUGAAAGAACACAUUUUUGACCCAUUAAACAUGACGUCAUCAAAUUUCGCCACAACGGCAGAUCCUGAAAAAGUCGAACUAGCGAAAGGUUAUAUUGAUCAUUACGGUGAGCUCAAGGAAGUUCCCUGGGAGUUUUCCAGACGGUGGGCUGAAUUGUGUGGAUCGGGAUGCGUUUUAAGUACGGCUGACGAUAUGGCCAAAUGGAUGCUGUUCCAUUUGAGUGGUGGAAAAACUAGAAACGGGAAAAGACUAGUGUCUAAAAGGGCAUUAUCUUUGACCCACACCCCACAGCUUAGAAUUGCUAGCAGUACGAUUUCAAAAUAUUAUACACGUCCACUAACUCCGGUCACCUUAAGCGAAGAUUCUUAUGCGAUGGGAUGGAAAACCGGUUAUUACAGAGGAUACAAAAUCCUCUCUCACACAGGAAGCACUUUCGGAUACAGAGCCAAACUAACACUAUACCCGAGCAUGAAUUUGGGUGUGUUCUCCGCCAUGACUGGCGACGAUCCGAGCUACUUAUAUAGAUCCAAUGUACAUAAUCUGAUUUCGGAUUUAUACCUUGGAGAAGAGCCGUGGCUUAAUGCAACGAUAAUGUGUUCAUUUCCAGAACCGUUCCGAAGCAAGUCGUCUUCGUCUAAACCACAGAUAAACACUAACCGGAAGCCGGCCAGAAAUGUGAGAGACUAUUUAGGUCUUUACAAAAACAUUCCAUAUGGUUUUGCCACAGUGACAAAAAAUCAAACACAACUGACACUACAGUUUGGAUUUGGUCGAUUUGAGCUCUAUGCCAAAACGACUAAGGACGAAUUUUAUGUUCAGUCGGUAGGGAUGAUAACUGGAUUGACAAACUUCAAAUCUCUGAAGUUUAUUGAGUCAAGUGAUGGAACUGUAACCGCAGUUGAAAUUUCUGCCUUUGAAUCCAAAGACCCACCCGUGUUCAGGAAAGUGUUGGCAUCAUCAAAAAUGUCAGCUAACGCCGUCUUACCAACGCGGUGCAAUCUAUUACAGACGUUUCUAUUAUCCGUAGUGUUGAGUGUAAUUUUCUGUUGAUUUGAUACAACUACACACGUAUGUGAAAUGUAAAUAUAUACCCGCCAGGCGCCCUUAUCUAGAGUACAUUAAAACAAAAUUUGAGUGUCACUGUUUUCUGAACAUUUGAACAGCGCUAGCUAAUCAUAAAAUAUACUGAAAUAUAUAUCAAAUAAAUGAUGAUCAGAAUAAUGA
Messenger RNA from Ostrea edulis (European flat oyster), 2969 nucleotides. RefSeq lists its product as uncharacterized. The coding region runs from base 1119 to 2795 and encodes 558 amino acids. NCBI's taxonomy places the organism in Eukaryota, Metazoa, Mollusca, Bivalvia, Ostreida, Ostreidae. The transcript has 5 exons. The record is from RefSeq and is a predicted model, not a curated record.